AUGUAUGGAUAUCCGCUAAAUGUCCUUCUAGAUGUUGAGAAAUUUAUAGCAUCUGUAGCUGACGUGUGCUGGUUGGAUAAAGAGAAGAAGAUAAAGUCUUUGGCAGAAAGAUACAAAGAUAUAUGGAAUACUGUUCCUGAUAAUAAUUAUGCCUUGGAGGAUGACAUGCUCACGACUCAUAUGUCUUUUUCAAAGCGGUAUUUUAGCGAUAUCAUGGAGCCAUUUGAAGAUGUAAUAUACCCCAAGGGAGAUCCUGAUGCUGUUUCUAUAAGUAAAAGAGAUAUUGAACUAUUAGAGCCGGAUACAUUUAUUAAUGACACAAUAAUUGACUUCUACAUCAAGUACCUGCAGAAUAAGGUUCAACCAAUUGAGAAAAAAAGGUUCCACUUUUUCAACAGUUUCUUCUUUCGGAAACUGGCUGAUCUUGACAAAGAUCCAGGAAGUAUUUCAGAAGGGAGGGCAGCAUUUCAACGGGUUCGGAAAUGGACACGCAAAUUAAAUAUAUUUGAAAAGGAUUACAUAUUUAUUCCAGUUAACUUCAAUCUUCACUGGAGCUUGCUUGUCAUUUGCCACCCUGGUGAAAUAAUCACUUUUAGAGAUGAUGAUCUAAAGAGCUCUCCCAAAGUUCCUUGCAUUUUGCAUAUGGAUUCCAUCAUAGGAAGUCAUAGUGGUCUUAAAGAUCUCAUCCAAAGUUACCUUUUGGAGGAGUGGAAGGAAAGACAUCCAGAGUUGACUGAUGAUAUUACACCAAGAUUCUCAAAUCUUAGAUUUGUCUCUCUUGAGUUGCCGCAACAAGAAAACUCAUUUGAUUGUGGACUGUUUCUGUUGCAUUAUGUGGAGUUAUUCUUGGAAGAAGCUCCUGUUUAUUUCAACCCAAGCAGGAUCACCGUGUUAUCAAAUUUUCUUAGUGCAGAUUGGUUUCCACCUGCUGAGGCUUCUUUUAAACGGUUUCACAUCCGUGGGUUGUUAUAUGAACUUCUAAGAGAUUCAUCUCAAAAAUUAACUCCCACUUGUAGCAAUGGUGAUUUCCCCUGCUCUGGUGAUGAUGUCGAUCAAGGUGUGGAGUUUCUUUCUGCAGAGGACAGCCCAUCGAAAUUAGUUAAUGGGUCAGCUUCAACUCCUCUUUGUGCAACUCCAGAUGAUAAUUUUGAACAUACAGCUAGUUUUGAAUCUACUCCUACAACAUGCAUUAUGGAGGAACUUGGGGAUGCCAAAGUUAGCACAACAGAGCAUCUGCUUGGGGAAGGGAAUGAAGAGUCUUCAGAUAAUCUAGUUGGUGUGAUCAAGGACCAAAAUGGUUGCCAACCACAUGUUGGUAGCCCAACUUCUCAGAUCUGUUCGGCGUCAUAUUGUGUGAACAAUGUGGGAUCUUCUGAAUUGCCCUCUAUCUCUGACCAAGUACAGGAGGAAAUUGUAGAUAAUUUAUCUACAAGAUCGAACGGCCAACUUGUUAUCUCAAAUGAGACAGAUGUAGAUGUACCUCAAAAGCUUGCACCAGUUGUCGAUGAUGGCGCUUUUGUGCCAGAUAGCCCUAAUACAUCUAAUGAGAAUCUUAAAGAAUACCUGAAAAAUUCACUGGAAAUAGAUGAUUGUAAUUUGGAGGUUAAGAGCCAUGAUGAAGAGUGUGAUAAUGAUGAAAAAUUUCUCGAAACUUACACAAAUGAUACUGAAACAAGACAUGAAGAAGAGUGUGAAAAUCCUGAUACUUCAUUAACUGAGAAUGGUAAAGCUGAGCAUUUUCUAGAAAAGAAGAGGAGAGCCGAAGAAGUCUCUGAUGAUCAGGAGAACCAUAUUGUGAACGAAAUAAGCAAUGAAGCUAUUAAAGACGAUCCCCAUUUUCAUGACUCGGAGAUGGUUGAGGUAAUUUCCUUAGACAACGAUGUUAUUCAGCCUAAAAGGAGCAAAAUAUCUGGAUCUGUACAGCAAUCCUCCAAACGCAGGAAGGUUGUGCACCAGGGCAUUGUACGCAGGAUCACCCGAAGCUCUUCGAAAGAGUGUGCUUCAUGACAUGUUCAGUACAAUAUAGAAGCUCCAGAAGAUUGAUCUGUACAUGGUCAGUGAAGCAAGAAUUACUACGGGUUUCAGUGUCCUUAAUGGCCACCUGUUUAGUAUGAAGUGGUUGAUGCCAUGUUUUGUUUCAUAAAUAUAUAGUUGCUUAUUUUCUUUAAUGUCUCCAUUUCGCUUCGGGCAACAUAUCUGUAUCUUUUUUUUUUACUUGAUGUGCUUCAACUGUGUAAGUGGAAUGAGAAGUUUUAUAGUGUCAUGAAAGGGAAAUUGUUGGCUGAUUGUUUAGUGAAGUGAAACUUGGAUUGAUAUGGCUUGUGACUGAUUUUUCUGCUUA
Dendrobium catenatum is the source of this 2341-nucleotide messenger RNA. Its product is annotated as probable ubiquitin-like-specific protease 2B. NCBI's taxonomy places the organism in Eukaryota, Viridiplantae, Streptophyta, Magnoliopsida, Asparagales, Orchidaceae. Gene Ontology annotation, molecular function: cysteine-type peptidase activity. Gene Ontology annotation, biological process: proteolysis. Bases 1 to 2007 code for a protein of 668 amino acids. The record is from RefSeq and is a predicted model, not a curated record. The transcript is spliced from 11 exons.